UCACCGAGCUGCCUAAAGGACUCUGAGAUGACAAUAGGGAGCAUGGAGAACGUGGAGGUCUUCACUUCGGAGGGCAAGGGCAGAGGUCUGAAGGCCACUAAGGAGUUCUGGGCUGCGGAUGUCAUCUUCGCUGAGCGGGCUUAUUCCGCAGUGGUUUUUGACAGCCUGGUUAACUUCGUGUGCCACACCUGCUUCAAGAGGCAGGAUGCGAAGCUCCAUCGCUGUGGACAGUGCAGGUUUGCCCACUACUGUGACCGCACCUGCCAGAAGGAUGCUUGGCUGAACCACAAGAAUGAGUGUUCGGCCAUCAAGAGAUAUGGGAAGGUGCCCAAUGAGAACAUCAGGCUGGCAGCCCGCAUCAUGUGGCGGGUGGAGAGAGAGGGCACCGGGCUCACCGAGGGCUGCCUGGUCGCUGUGGAUGGCCUGCAGAACCACGUGGAGCACUUUGGGGAGGAGGAGCAGAAGGAGCUGCGGGUGGACGUGGACACCUUCUUGCAGUACUGGCCGCCCCAGAGCCAGCAGUUCAGCAUGCAGUACAUUUCGCACAUCUUCGGCGUGAUUAGCUGCAAUGGCUUCACACUCAGUGACCAGAGGGGCCUGCAGGCGGUGGGCGUGGGUAUCUUCCCCAACCUGGGCCUGGUGAACCAUGACUGUUGGCCCAACUGCACCGUCAUAUUUAACAAUGGCAAUCAUGAGGCAGUGAAAUCCAUGUUUCACACCCAGAUGAGGAUUGAGCUCCGGGCCCUGGGCAAGAUCUCGGAAGGAGAGGAGCUGACAGUGUCCUAUAUCGACUUCCUUAACGUCAGCGAAGAGCGCAAGAAGCAGCUGAAGAAGCAGUACUACUUUGACUGCACCUGUGAGCAUUGCCAAAAAAAGCUGAAGGAUGACCUGUUUCUGGGGGUGAAAGAUGACCCAAAGCCGUCUCAGGAGGUGGUAAAGGAGAUGAUACAAUUCUCCAAGGAUACCCUGGAAAAAAUUGAUAAGGCUCGCUCUGAGGGUCUGUACCAUGAGGUUGUGAAAUUAUGCCGGGAGUGCCUGCAGAAGCAGGAGCCAGUGUUUGCCGACACCAACCUCUACACGCUGCGGAUGCUGAGCACUGUUUCCGAGGUCCUCUCCUACCUCCAGGCCUUCGAGGAGGCCUCCUUCUACGCCAGGAGGAUGGUGGAUGGCUAUAUGAAGCUCUACCACCCCAAUAAUGCCCAACUGGGGAUGGCUGUGAUGCGGGCAGGACUGACCAACUGGCAUGCUGGUAACAUCGAGGUGGGGCAUGGGAUGAUCUGCAAAGCCUACGCCAUUCUCCUGGUGACCCACGGACCUUCCCACCCAAUCACCAAGGACCUAGAGGCCAUGCGGGUGCAGACGGAGAUGGAGCUGCGCAUGUUCCGCCAGAAUGAGUUCAUGUACCACAAGAUGCGCGAGGCUGCGCUCAACAACCAGCCCAUGCAGGUCAUGGCCGAGCCGAGCAGUGAGCCAACCCCGGCUCUGUUCCAUAAGAAGCAAUGAGGCCCUAUCUGGUGGGGGCGGGCUCCAUGCCUGGGAACUGGGGAGACAUUCUGGAGGGAGUGGGUUUCUGGGAAGACCCUUGAUGAGGAUGUUCACUCUUGUUGCUGUGGGAAUGUACUGUCCUGUGUUCCUCAGGUCAGUUUGGUUCAUUAAACUUAGUUCAGUUCAGCUGAACCCUA
Molecule: messenger RNA, 1682 nt
Organism: Neogale vison (American mink)
Lineage: Eukaryota; Metazoa; Chordata; Mammalia; Carnivora; Mustelidae
Gene: SMYD1
Product: SET and MYND domain containing 1
Exons: 10
Coding region: 28-1503 (491 amino acids)
Cellular component (GO): nucleus
Molecular function (GO): histone H3K4 methyltransferase activity; protein binding
Source: RefSeq, a predicted model, not a curated record